AUGAGAUAUGUUGUGCAGGUCUACAAAGUGACCACGAAGGGGUGCGAAGCCUCAAAUCGACGGAUUAAUCCCAAACGUACCAUUCCCACUCUUGAUGAUGAUGGCUUCUAUCUAUGGGACAGUCAUGCCAUCAUGAUCUACCUGAUGGAGCAAUAUGGAAAAACCAGCUCUUUAUACCCUAAAGACGUUCAAAAAAGAGCUUUGGUCAACCAAAUACUGUUCUUUGACUGUGGGGACUUGUUCGCUAGAUACGUUACUGUAGUUAAUCGACUGUUGUUUCGAGGUGGCACAUCAGAAUUAACUGAUAAAGAUAUAAAGUUCGUAGCUGAGAAUUAUGAUAUGGUUGAACGUUUUCUACAGGGUGGAAAGUUCAUAGCUGGUAACGAGGUUACCAUUGCUGAUAUCAGUAUCUGGUGUACUAUCACCAAUUCUUCAACCUACUCACCUCUUGACUUGAAAAAAUACCCCAACAUCAAAGCUUGGUUUGGAAGGAUGGAAGCUUUACCUUAUGCCCACAUCAAUAUCGAAGGACGUAAAGAGAUUGAGAAAUUGUUCGCCAAGUUUUUGAACAAAUAA
Messenger RNA from Phaedon cochleariae (mustard beetle), 576 nucleotides. NCBI's taxonomy places the organism in Eukaryota, Metazoa, Arthropoda, Insecta, Coleoptera, Chrysomelidae. The record is from the annotation of a GenBank genome assembly.